Molecule: messenger RNA, 2631 nt
Organism: Dioscorea cayenensis subsp. rotundata (Guinea yam)
Lineage: Eukaryota; Viridiplantae; Streptophyta; Magnoliopsida; Dioscoreales; Dioscoreaceae
Product: disease resistance RPP8-like protein 3
Exons: 3
Coding region: 1-2631 (876 amino acids)
Biological process (GO): defense response to other organism
Molecular function (GO): ADP binding
Source: RefSeq, a predicted model, not a curated record
AUGGCUGAGGCUGCAGUGGGUUUUGUUGUCCAGAAACUUGGUGAACUGAUAGUGCAAGAAGCCGUCAGUUUGCAUGGAGCGAGAGAACAAGUGGAGUGGUUGGAACGAGAACUGCGGCGAAUGCAGUGCUUCUUAAAGGAUGCAGAUUCGAAAAAGAACAAGGGAGAUGAUGAGAGGAUCAAGAACUGGGUCAGAGACAUGCGAGAUGUUGCUUUCGGAGCUGAGGACAUCAUUGACACUUUCAUGUAUUUAAAGUUGCGUAGACAACAAAAGCAGCCUGGUUGCAUUGGUUUCAUCAAGAGGUAUGUGUUUAUACUUGAUCAAUUGAUUGGUCGACAUGAGGUUCAUGUGGAUGUUGAAGAAAUAAAAGCUAAGAUGCUUGAGUUAUCUGAAAGUAGAAUAUUAUAUGGAAUUGCUAACAUAGGUGAAACAACUGGCACAACUUGUCACUCCCCAAGUCAAGAUGUGAUCCCUAUAUUGCCUCAACUGAAUGAUGACAUUGAUAUUGUUGGCUUUGAUGACGAGAAAAAAAUGAUGAUCCAAAAGGUGGUUGACAAAAGCAAUGCAAAUCGAUUAGUGAUAUCAAUAGUUGGUAUGGGUGGUCUGGGAAAGACUACACUUGCUAAAUCCGUUUAUAAUGAUCCUGAAGUCAAGAGAGGUUUUGUUGUAUUUGCAUGGGUAAUCAUAUCUCAAGAAUAUACUAUCUUUGAGAUUGUAAAAAAAAUCUUGUUAGCCGUUUCAGGAAUUUCUUUAGAAGGUACAAUCGAAAUUCUCUCAGUUAAUCUUUAUGAAAAAUUGAAGGAACAGAAGUACUUGGUUGUUCUUGAUGAUGUUUGGGAAGAAAAUAUAUGGAAUGAAUUGCAAAAGGUUUUUCCAGAUGUCAAUAAUGGAAGCAGAGUUAUUAUCACCACUCGCUCUUUGAAUGUUAUUAAUAUUGCAGAUCCUACCACCCAACUUUAUGAAUUACGUUGCCUAAAUGAAAAUGAGGCGCAGGAGUUGUUUCUUCGAAAGGUCUUCCCGAGACAAGCUAUUGAAGCAUGUUGCCCGAUUUAUUUGGUUGAUUAUGCUCAUCAGCUUGUUCAAAGAUGCAGAGGCCUACCACUGGCACUAGUAGUCCUUGGAGGACUUGUCUCAACUAAACCACAAACCCAAGAUGCAUGGCAGAAAGUUGUUGCGAGCAUGAAAUGGCAAUUUGUGGAAGGUGGAGAACGGUGUUUAGAAAUACUUGCAUUGAGUUAUAAUAAUUUGCCAUAUUACUUAAAAUCAUGCUUUCUUUAUUUUGGUUGCUUCCAAGAGGACAUAUAUAUUCCUGCACAAACAUUAAUUAGAUUGUGGUCGGCAGAAGGUUUCUUACCAAGAAAAAAUGGUAAAACCACAGAAGAAAUUGGUUUGGAUUGUCUGGAGGAGUUGGCACGAAGAUGUUUGAUCCAAGUAACCGACCGGCAAUAUGAUGGUAGUGCAAAGUAUUGCCGAAUCCAUGAUGUCCUACGUGAUAUGUGCAUUAAGGAAGCCAAAGAGAACAAAUAUCUUGAAAUCUACAAAAGUGACAAUGCCGAUUGUGCAACAAUGCCAAAUAAGGCUCGAAGACUAAUAGUUACAUGUAAUGAGAUUGAGAUUCUAGAUUAUCCUAACUCAAACUUGAGGGGUUUAUUCUUCCAUGGAUAUAGUUAUGAUUCUCUAACCUUCAAAGCAUUGAAUAGACAGCUUGGUGGAUUUAAAUUAUUAAGGGAAGUUCCAUCAUGGAUUGGUCAUCUCCGCAAUCUCCAGACUUUUAUUGUUACUAGUGGCAAUUUAAAGAAGAUAUCAAGUUCACUAUGGAAGAUUAACUGUCUCAGGCAUGUUCAUGUAAAUUAUGACAUUGGGAGGACUCACUGGCAUGAUGAUAUAAAUUAUGGCUAUUGUUCUAUUCUACCAAAUAUGGGAGAUAAUCAACUAAAGAAUUUGCAGACUUUAAAAGGGGUAUGUGCUGGAGAAUGGAUAGGGAAGGUACUGCCUAAGCUCACAAAUCUAAGCAAAUUGAAGAUCUAUGAUAUCUUUGAUGAUCAUGCCAAUGCACUAUCUUCAUCACUCCAAAAAUUGGGUCGUCUUACUUCCUUACAUAUACAUGGAUACCAAAUUCCUUUGGACAUUGUCAUUAUAGCCUUUUCCAAUCAACACUACCUCAAGAAAUUGUCACUCUAUGGAAAUUUGAACUGCAAACAACUUCCACACAACCAUGUUUUUCCUCAACAACUAGUGAAACUUGUCUUGAAGUUCACGGAAUUGGAGCAAGACCCAAUGGCAACAUUGGAGAAGCUACAAUUUCUCAAAUAUCUAGAACUUAGUACAGAGUUGUAUAGAGGCAAAAAGAUGAUAUGUUCAUCAACAGGUUUCCCUCAACUGUUAACCUUGCACAUUGGGGGUUUUGAUGAGCUUGAGGAGUGGAAUAUAGAAGAGAAAGCAAUGCAAUGUCUCAAGAAUUUGUACCUCUGGAAUUGUCCAAACUUGAAGAUGAUUCCAGAAGGACUGAAGAAUGUGCCACUUAAUCAACUGGUAUUUGUUGAAAUACCCGAAGAAUUAAUGAAAAGGAUUAAGGAGAAAUCAGGAGAAGACUGGUACAAGAUACAACAUGUGCCUAACAUCUCCUUUUGA